AUGUUGACAGUUGUGUUCGGAUUGGGACCAGGUACUUGCAUGCCCGUCUCGUUCGCGGACGGCACCUCGUCAGAGGUACCGCCCCUGAUGCUCGUCCACCAUUUCCGUAUUUUCCUCCUCUUCUUCAUGGCUACCUGUCUCUUCGUCAGCACCUUCCUCAAGGUCCUCAAUCUCAACCACCCACUCAGCAGCUGCCCACUUCCCUGUGCUGCCCACUUCCCUGCAGCUGCCCACUUCCCUGCUGCUGCCCACUUCUCUGCAGCUGCCCACUUCCCUGCUGCUGCCCACUUCCCUGCUGCUGCCCACUUCCCUGCUGCCCACUUCCCUGCUGCUGCCCACUUCCCUGCUGCUGCCCACUUCCCUGCUGCCCACUUCCGUGCUGCUGCCCACUUCCCUACUGCUGCCCACUUCCCUGCAGCUGCCCACUUCCCUGCCGCUGCCCACUUCCCUGCUGCUGCCCACUUCCCUGCUGCUGCCCACUUACUUGCUGCUGACCAUGUCCCUGCUGUUGUCGUCGACGGCAAUCGUCUCUGA
Messenger RNA from Closterium sp. NIES-65, 534 nucleotides. Lineage: Eukaryota; Viridiplantae; Streptophyta; Zygnematophyceae; Desmidiales; Closteriaceae. The record is from the annotation of a GenBank genome assembly.